AUGCCUCGUUUUCUUCUUGUCGUGUUGGGUCGGGUCGGGUCGGGUCGGGUUGUUGUUUUUCCUCUAGUAGUGGCUCUCGCAUUUCACAUCAUAAUUCUUACAGAAGGAAUUGUAGCACUAGGAAAGUUUGAUGCUCUUCACGGUGGUCAUCGAGAACUUGCAAUUCAAGCAUGAAAGGUUGGAGCCCCAUUUCUUCUAUCAUUUGAACGAAUGGUAGAAGUUAUUGGUUGGGAGGACAGGGCGCCCGUAGUUGCCAAAUGUGACCGGAGUAGAGUUCUUUCUUCUUGGGCUCCAUACUGUGGCAAUCUGGUUCCAGCAGAGGUCCAAAAUGAAUUUUCAAGUGUUCGACAUCUCACCCCACAGCAAUUUGUUGAGAAGCUCUACAAGGAGCUUGGAGCUGUGGCAGGGGAAAACUACAGAUUUGGAUAUAAAGCUGCUGCGAGGCUGUGCGAAGAGCAAGGCAUGCGGGCUUACAUUACAAGUUCAGUAAUGGACAAGAAUCAAGAUCACAGAAGCAUGAAUUCUGGUGAUCUAAAAGACAAAGGACAAGUCCCAUCCACCCGUGUUCGUCAGGCUUUAGCUAUAGGAGAUGUGAACUACGUGUCAGAACUUCUUGUUCAUCAGCAUCGUCUCAUAUCGACGGUGGGAGACCAGAAAGAACUUGCUAAAACCAGCAGUGGAUGGAGAAUCUCCUUUCCAAAGUCCUAUCUAUCGAAUCUGCGAGAGGUAAAAGGGAUCAGAAUAAAUAAAGAUUUCUUGGUGUGAUCAAACUCAUCUUCAACAAUCCAAAGAAUCUCUUAUGGGCAUCCAUGAAAGGCUAAGAACAAGACACCUUGUCCCUUGUCUUACUGCUCACCCUUCCAUUCAGAAUCUCUGGUUGGAAUAUCCAACUGGGAUAUUCUAGAAACCAUUCUCGUCUUGCAAG
Populus trichocarpa (black cottonwood) is the source of this 925-nucleotide messenger RNA. RefSeq names its product FAD synthetase 2, chloroplastic. The record is from RefSeq and is a predicted model, not a curated record. Lineage: Eukaryota; Viridiplantae; Streptophyta; Magnoliopsida; Malpighiales; Salicaceae. Gene Ontology annotation, cellular component: endoplasmic reticulum. Gene Ontology annotation, molecular function: protein C-terminal S-isoprenylcysteine carboxyl O-methyltransferase activity; FMN adenylyltransferase activity. Gene Ontology annotation, biological process: C-terminal protein methylation; riboflavin biosynthetic process.